Rangifer tarandus platyrhynchus (Svalbard reindeer) is the source of this 774-nucleotide messenger RNA. NCBI's taxonomy places the organism in Eukaryota, Metazoa, Chordata, Mammalia, Artiodactyla, Cervidae. The record is from the annotation of a GenBank genome assembly.
AUGGCCGCGCCGGCCCCCCGCCUCAUUUCUGUCUUCUCGAGCCCGCAGGAGCUGGCUGCGUCGCUGGCCCAACUGGUGGUGCAGCAGGCAGCAAGCUGCCUGGCGGAUGCCGGCGCCCGCUUCAUGCUCGGCUUGUCCGGCGGCAGCCUUGUCUCCAUGCUGGCGCGCGAGCUGCCCGCUGCCGCCGCCCCCGCUGGACCCGCUAGCCUCGCGCGCUGGACGCUGGGCUUCUGCGACGAGCGUCUCGUGCCCUUCGAGCACGCCGAGAGCACGUACGGCCUCUACCGGACCCACCUGCUCUCCAAGCUCCCUAUCUUCGACAGCCAGGUGAUCACCAUCAACCCCGAGCUGCCUGUGGAGGAGGCGGCUGAAGACUAUGCCAAGAAGCUGAGACAGGCCUUCCAAGGGGACUCCAUCCCGGUUUUUGACCUGCUGAUUCUGGGUGUGGGUCCUGAUGGCCACACCUGCUCACUCUUCCCAGACCACCCCCUCCUGCAGGAGCGGGAGAAAAUUGUGGCCCCCAUCAGUGACUCCCCGAAACCACCUCCGCAGCGCGUGACUCUCACUCUUCCUGUGCUGAACGCAGCCCGAACGGUCAUCUUUGUGGCGACAGGAGAAGGCAAGGCAGCUAUUCUGAAGCGCAUCUUGGAGGACAAGGAGAACCCGCUCCCCGCCGCACUGGUCCAGCCCAGCACUGGGAAACUUCGCUGGUUUCUAGACGAGGCAGCAGCCCGGCUCCUGACCGUGCCCUUCGAGAAGCAUUCCACUCUGUAA